This is a messenger RNA of Aspergillus saccharolyticus JOP 1030-1, 423 nucleotides long. RefSeq lists its product as uncharacterized. Gene Ontology annotation, molecular function: beta-glucosidase activity. Bases 1 to 423 code for a protein of 140 amino acids. Gene Ontology annotation, biological process: glucan catabolic process. The transcript is spliced from 2 exons. The record is from RefSeq and is a predicted model, not a curated record. Lineage: Eukaryota; Fungi; Ascomycota; Eurotiomycetes; Eurotiales; Aspergillaceae.
AUGUCCUUCUGUAACAUCCAAGAAGUGGCUCUGGGUGACAGGGAGGCUGUAUAUGAGAAGGCAUCUGCCUUCGUUGCAGGACUGACUACUGAUCAGAAGCUGGCUUUGAUCACUGGUAGCAGUGUUAGUUCGUCCAAUGGUAACUUUAGUGUUCCGGAGUUUCUUGAUGGAGAUAUGAGUCUCCAAGAUUAUUUCUAUGUCUCUGCUUUCAGCUUGUCCUCCGCUCUAGCUAUGACCUGGGACCGCGACGCCAUCUAUGCUCAAGCCAAAAAGCUGUCGGGUCGGAGUGUCUACAGCAAAGGUAUUCAGGUGGUCGCUGGGCCAAUAGGUCGUACCCCUUGGGGUGGCCUCCAACGCUGCUAUGAAUGUCCAAGGUUCCGGGCCAACCUACCAAGGCCAUUUGGCAACCGGUACCGGCUCUAG